CCGCAGGACUACCGCACCGGAGGUGGUCCCGGGUUUCGCCUGGGCCCCGCUGGAGUUGGCAGAGGGUUUCAUGGUCCAGUGAGAGACGGUAGUGGUGGGGGCAGUUUAGUCAAACUCUUUGUGGGAGCUAUUCCCAGGACUGCAACUGAAGGGGAUGUUCGACCCUUAUUUGAGGAGCAUGGGGAUGUUUGUGAAGUGAUUUUUGUCAAGGAUCGGAUAACAGGCCAGCAACAAAGUUAUUGUUUUAUAAAGUAUGCAAUGUUGGGAGAUGCAGAAAGGGCCAUUGAAGCUUUGCAUAACCAGUAUACGCUACCUGGGGGAUCAGGUCCCAUUCAAGUAAGGUAUGCAGAUGGGGAACGGGAGCGCCUUGGUAUUUCACGUCCAAGACUGUUUUCUUGUGCAUUUGACAAGUUGUUUGUUGCAUCGCUCAGUAAAGAAGCCACUGAAAAGGAAAUUGAGGAAAUCUUUUCACCAUAUGGCCGAGUUGAAGAUAUAUAUAUUUUGAAGGAUGAUAUGAAGCAAAACCGUGGAUGCUGCUUUGUAAAACUGGCAAAUAGAGAGAUGGCAGCAGCAGCUAUAAGUGACUUGCAUGGAACCUAUGUGAUGAGUGGAUGUGAUCAGCCGUUAAUUGUUCGGUUUGCAGAUCCUAAAAAGCCCAAGGGCGGAGAAUUGAGGAGUGAUCCUACAUUUCGGGGUCCUGUUUUCCACUCUCCUCCAGCAGUAGUAUCACACAGGGUAAAGCCUGACCAUACUGAGCUAGUGGAUGGACAUUUGCCACCUAAUACUUCAAGACUAAUUAGUCAAGAAUCAGAUGGACCUUCUUCUCAGGUUGAUAUUAUGGGCAUCCCUGCUGAUCGUACAAACAUUACACAAUCGAGCCUUGCAGUGUCAAUAUUUUCACCUCAACAGGUUCAACAGAUUGAGCAGCUUCAAACCUCUUUAAUUGUCGCUGAUUCGCCUCCUAUCCAGCAGAAUUCCCAAGCAGAUGCCACACGAACACCACUGAGCCUGCAGAGGCAAGGUGUGUCUGAUCUUGCUGAUCAACAAAAGCUGCCUGUCACUUCCAUCUCCCAACAAUUGCUUCAAACUCCUCUACGACAAUCACCAUCUUCUCUCAGACAGUCUCUACAGAAUAGCAGGACACAAUCAGCAUCCAGCCCUCCUACUGCGCCAGCUACAACUAUGUCAUCGGUGGUAUCAAUAGCUAUUCCAUCAGCCCGGCACAUGACUUUUCACAUAUCCUGUAAUUGGUCAGAGCACACAUGUCCUGAUGGAUUUAAAUACUAUUAUAACUGCAUAACCCGCGAAAGUAUGUGGGAAAAACCUGAUGAAUAUGCACAUUUUGAGCAAACGAAACAACAGAAUCAGCAACAGCAGCGUAAGCCAGCACUUCAGUCCAAACUGCCGAAUGCACCUUCUCAAACUCAGUUGAAGUCGCAGAGUCAGUCUCCACAAGUUCGCUAAUUACAAGAAGCAUAUCCUCAGAGUUGUGCUUGACGAUGGGAUACGAAAAUUUAUGCAGAGAGCUUGCAGUGGGAAGGAGACCCUCCAAGUGUUUAGAUAAGCGAAUUUCUGAAUCUCAUGUUGUAUUUCAGGUUUGUGUGAUGUAUCCUAGCUUUUAGCACCAUAUAAUAUUGAAUAAUUAAUAAUAGGAGUGCUCUCAUUGACUUAAUUUUUAUCAUCUUUCACCCUUUGUAAUUCCGUUCUUUUUUCUCAAGAAAGUAAUGCAGAUAUACACUUUCUUCUUCUUCUUCUUC
Molecule: messenger RNA, 1757 nt
Organism: Asparagus officinalis (garden asparagus)
Lineage: Eukaryota; Viridiplantae; Streptophyta; Magnoliopsida; Asparagales; Asparagaceae
Product: flowering time control protein FCA-like
Exons: 16
Cellular component (GO): cytoplasm; nucleus; ribonucleoprotein complex
Molecular function (GO): protein binding; mRNA binding
Source: RefSeq, a predicted model, not a curated record